AUGGCGACGUUAAUCAGAAGCAAGCUUUCUAAUAAACUGUCAAAUGCAGCCACCACCGUCUCCAACAAAUCCCAGGCGAAGGUGAGCGGGAUGUUCGCCAGGAUGGGGUUCCAGGCCGCCACCAACGAGGAGGCGGUGGGCUUCGUUGCCUGCGAUGACCUGGACUACGACCACCGGCAAGGCAUGCAGAUGGACAUUUUGACAACCGAUGAGAUGGGAGGUGAGGGGAGCGGAGGCGCGGGCGGACUGGACGGGGACAGCCACUACCAGAGGGACGGCACCGGUCCGGCGCACUCGGGCUCAAAAGACGGAGGUCUGGCGAACGAGUUGACUGAAGUCAAACCAAAAAUCACCGCGUGGGAGGCGGGCUGGAACGUCACGAAUGCAAUUCAGGGGAUGUUCGUACUUGGGUUGCCGUACGCCAUCCUGCACGGAGGAUACCUCGGACUUUUUCUCAUUAUCUUCGCCGCCGUGGUGUGCUGUUACACGGGGAAAAUCCUCAUUGCCUGUCUGUACGAGGAGGACGAAGACGGACAGCUCGUCCGUGUGCGGGAAUCCUAUGUGGACAUUGCCAACGCCUGCUGCGCGCCCAGAUUCCCCAACAUAGGUGGCCAUAUCGUGAAUGUAGCCCAAAUCAUAGAGUUAGUGAUGACUUGCAUCCUGUAUGUGGUGGUCAGUGGUAACCUCAUGUAUAACAGCUUCCCCAACAUGCCAAUUUCCCAGAAGUCGUGGGCCAUCAUCGCCACCGCCGCUCUCCUCCCCUGCGCCUUCCUCAAGAACCUGAAAGCCGUCUCCAAGUUCAGCUUGCUGUGCACGAUGGCCCACUUUGUCAUCAACGUCCUGGUGAUAGCCUACUGCCUCUCCAGGGCAAGGGACUGGGCGUGGGACAAGGUCAAGUUUUACAUCGAUGUCAAGAAGUUCCCGAUCUCCAUUGGGAUUAUCGUGUUCAGCUACACCUCGCAGAUCUUCCUGCCGUCUCUGGAGGGGAACAUGUCUAAACCGAGCGAGUUCCACUGCAUGAUGAACUGGACUCACAUCGCUGCCUGCAUCCUCAAGGGCCUGUUCGCCCUCGUGGCCUACCUGACCUGGGCUGACACAACCAAGGAGGUCAUCACAGACAACCUGCCCUCAACCAUCAGAGCUGUCGUUAACCUCUUUCUUGUGGCCAAAGCCUUGCUGUCGUAUCCGCUGCCGUUUUUCGCUGCUGUCGAGGUAUUUGAGAAAUCGUUUUUCAACGACGGAGAACGUACGAUGUUUCCAGAUUGCUAUGGGAUUGAUGGACGCUUAAAGUCCUGGGGACUCAGUCUCCGAUGCCUCCUUGUUGUGUUCACCUUGCUCAUGGCGAUCUAUGUGCCACAUUUCGCCCUCCUCAUGGGUCUCACUGGCAGCCUGACAGGUGCAGGCCUGUGCUUUCUGCUUCCCAGUCUCUUCCACCUCAGGCUUUUAUGGAGAAAGCUGCUAUGGCACCAGGUUUUCUUUGACGUCGCCAUAUUUGUAAUAGGAGGUAUAUGCAGCAUAUCUGGUUUUAUCCACUCAACGGAAGGUCUGAUAGAGGCUUUCCAAUAUAACAUACAAGAGUAG
This is a messenger RNA of Cyclopterus lumpus (lumpfish), 1581 nucleotides long. It is a transcript of the gene slc32a1, whose product is annotated as solute carrier family 32 member 1. Gene Ontology annotation, molecular function: amino acid transmembrane transporter activity. The record is from RefSeq and is a predicted model, not a curated record. The transcript is spliced from 2 exons. The coding region runs from base 1 to 1581 and encodes 526 amino acids. Gene Ontology annotation, biological process: amino acid transmembrane transport. Gene Ontology annotation, cellular component: vacuolar membrane. Lineage: Eukaryota; Metazoa; Chordata; Actinopteri; Perciformes; Cyclopteridae.